Klebsormidium nitens is the source of this 1933-nucleotide messenger RNA. Lineage: Eukaryota; Viridiplantae; Streptophyta; Klebsormidiophyceae; Klebsormidiales; Klebsormidiaceae. The record is from the annotation of a GenBank genome assembly.
CCAAGCGUCUCGCAGGCGUAAUUGUGUUUUGCUAAAGUGGUGUUAAUAGACGCAUUUUGAGGAUGCUGCAUCACGCAUUGUUGCUGCAUUGCAUUUUGAAGCAAGGUGCUGUACUGGAGAGAUCUUGCAGAACAGAUCCAACAGGAAGAAGAAACCUUUGUCAACGCGCCCUUUACCUCAGAAAGACAAUACAGAAAGGCCCCAGGAUCCACUGAAAUCAUGGCUUCCAGCGUUGCUCUUCGGGUGUCCUCCGCUGGCGCUGCCUUUGCUGCGCAGACUAGGAGCUCAGCAAGGCCCACACAGGCCAGCUUGGCGACCCCUUUCCUUGGACAGAGGGUGAAUGUGCCUUCUGCAAAGGCUCAGAAGGUCAAGGCACAGAAGGCCAAGACGCACAAGCUUGCUGUCUUUGCCAAGCAGGUCGAGGUCCCGAGCAUUGAGUCCCAGGGCAAUGCCGCCUCCAGCCCCCAGGCGGCAACCUCCACCGCCACCGACCGCAAGGCCGGCCUCAACGACGUUGACAAGUCUGAGUUCAAGGGCAAGACCGUGUUUGUGAGGUCUGACCUGAAUGUGCCUCUGAAGGACGGCAAGAUCACUGACGACACCAGGAUCCGCGCUUCUGUCCCCACUCUUAAGUACCUCAGCGAGGCCGGAGCCAGGGUGGUGGUGUCCAGCCACUUGGGCCGCCCCAAGGAUGGCCCUGAGGACAAGUUCAGACUGACCCCUGUUGCUGAGCGCCUGUCUGAGCUGAUCGGAUUCAAGGUGGAGAAGGCCAACGACUCCAUUGGUGAUGAGGUGCAGAAGCAGAUCAAGGACCUGAAGGACGGUGGGGUCCUCCUUCUGGAAAACGUCCGCUUCUACAAGGAGGAGGAGAAGAACGACCCCGAGCACGCCAAGGCCCUCGGCAAGGGCAUCGACUACUUCGUGAACGAUGCCUUCGGUACCGCGCACAGGGCGCACGCCUCGACUGCCGGGAUUGCUAACUACGUGACAAGGAGUAUUGCCGGGUUCUUGCUGGAGAAGGAGUUGGCGUACCUCGAGGGAGCCGUGAAGGCGCCCAAGAGGCCGUUCGUCGCCAUUGUCGGAGGAAGCAAGGUGUCCUCGAAGAUCGGAGUCAUCGAGUCCCUCAUCGGAUCAGUUGACAAGAUCAUCCUGGGCGGAGGCAUGAUCUUCACCUUCUACAAGUCACGAGGCCUUGCAGUGGGUUCCUCCCUGGUUGAGGAGGACAAGCUGGAGCUGGCCAAGGAGCUCACCAAGAUGGCCGAAGAGAAGGGCGUCGAGCUCAUUCUGCCCACUGACGUCGUUGUUGCCGACAAGUUCGCUGAAGACGCCGAAAACAAGACCGUGAAGGUGGAGGAGAUCCCGGAGGGCUGGAUGGGUCUGGAUAUCGGCCCUGACUCGAUCAAGGCCUUCCAGUCUGCUUUGGACGGUGCCAAGACCGUCCUGUGGAACGGCCCCAUGGGCGUGUUCGAGUACGAAGCAUUCGCCAAGGGCACCUACGGCAUUGCGCACACGCUCAAGGACUUGACGGCGGCCGGCGCCAUUACCAUCAUUGGAGGAGGCGACUCCGUGGCUGCAGUGGAGAAGGCUGGACUCGCCCAAUACAUGAGCCACAUCUCCACCGGAGGAGGCGCCAGCUUGGAGCUUCUAGAGGGCAAGGUCUUGCCAGGUGUCGCCGCCCUCGACAACGUCCAGGUUCACGCUUAGAUGUCCUGUGUUGUGCGACGAGUAGAGUAGGAAGCACUUCGUUUUUGAGACGGGCCAAAGGUAAACAGGUACUGCAGGCUGCUACUAUGAUCAGGCACGCCGGACGCUCUUGAAGGACGAUAAAUAUGUCCGACGAGCUGUUGGCCACAUCGGCUGAGAGUAAAUUGCUUUUGCUUCGACCCGCACUGGAAUCAAUGUCACUGUCAGAUUCAAAUUGGUUGCGUGGCUU